UACAACUAGUACGAUGUGAACAUUAAAGCUGAUUCCAGUCACUAGUUGGAGCCACAUCUUGCUCCUUUUCCAUAGAGCAGUUCAUACCUACAACAGUCAACUCUUUAGAACCAGAGGUCUGAUCUGAACAGGCAUAAAAUCAAUUCAGAGCGUAAAAUCAAUCUAGAGUACUUCUACAACGACAUCAUUCAAUACGAUUGGAAACACUGAAUUCAUUAAAAGAAAAUGGGCAAGCGUUUACGUGUCUCAGCGGUUCACUCCAACCGCAUCAAUAAGGGAGUACGGAAAGACGAGGCCGCCGUCGAAAGCUGGAAAAAACUACCGCGAAAAGCCAAGCAGAAGAUUGCCAAAAAGCUUGCGAGUUUGUCAUCUUCAAAUGGUGAUGCUGAUGGUGGAGCAGAAAUUGUUGGCGGACAGAAGGCCAGUAAGAAGACUAAUGCGGGAGUGCUGAAGAGUAAGAGUCUAAUAGCUCAAGCGACAGCAGCAGACGCGUUCUUCGGCAAGAAGAAUAUCACAAUUCAAGGAAAGAAACUCUUGAAGAAGGGAAAGCUUUCAAUUGGCAGAAGAGCACUCGACGGAUCCAAAGUCAAGAGCGGCUUGAAGAAAACCAAGACUUCUAGAAACGCCACAAGGAUGGAUUCCGACGACGAAGACGUAGACGACAUCAUGAAUCAAGAUGACAACUACACAUCAACGGACACAACAAGCCCUGCACCUGUCCCUACAUCAAAGUUUUUGUUUCGGGAACAGAAGAAGGAAGCAAAGAAGAUGGAACAGCGAGAACAAGACUUGGCGCAACACAACGCGGUGAUGCGCAUACCAGAAUACAGGAAGAACCCUCUACAUUUGCUGAAGCAGCAUUUAUUGGCAUCUACAUGAUGAGACACCUCAUCUGGACAUCCAUUCAUAACGAACACCCACACAUGAAGACAACCUGUCGCUGUCGUCCUCCUUGACUGCAUUUUAUCAAUCGAGAGAAAU
This is a messenger RNA of Amoebophrya sp. A25, 981 nucleotides long. The record is from the annotation of a GenBank genome assembly. NCBI's taxonomy places the organism in Eukaryota, Dinophyceae, Syndiniales, Amoebophryaceae.